This is a messenger RNA of Doryrhamphus excisus (bluestripe pipefish), 6617 nucleotides long. It is a transcript of the gene arhgap31, whose product is annotated as Rho GTPase activating protein 31. The record is from RefSeq and is a predicted model, not a curated record. Gene Ontology annotation, biological process: small GTPase-mediated signal transduction. Gene Ontology annotation, molecular function: GTPase activator activity. NCBI's taxonomy places the organism in Eukaryota, Metazoa, Chordata, Actinopteri, Syngnathiformes, Syngnathidae. Gene Ontology annotation, cellular component: lamellipodium.
GGGAGUCCCAACAACAGGAAACCGAGCGAUUCUAAUGCACUUUCUGCAAGUUCUUCACUGAUAAAGCAGUAAAGCUACUACGUUCCUGCUCAAGUCCAAGUCUUACUGUGUCAUUCCUGCCGAGUAAUGCCACACUAAAAGUUUGAAUGUUUUAACAAUUGACGUCACUUCUUGCCCUCAAGCCCCCAACCGUACGCUUGAGUCAAAAUGUGAGCGGAUGCAGGAGCACAUUUGGGAGAAGAUUGCCGGCGACUUCUAUGAGAUGGCUUUUUGAUCCAAGAGCUCACCCUCGUUGGAGGUCAUAUGGAUCCAUCGUUGUAUUUACAAGGAGCUGCUAAUCAUCUGGACCGCUAACUGGAACCACAUGAAGAAUAAAGGGACCAAGCAGAAGACCAAGAAAAAAGGAAGUGAAAAUGCGUUCGGCUGUGACCUGACAGAACAUAUCCAGAACUCAGGACAGGAUGUUCCUCAGGUUCUACAGAAAUGUGCAGAGUUUAUCGAGAAGCAUGGGAUUGUCGACGGGAUCUACAGGUUGUCGGGGGUCACCUCAAACAUCCAGCGGCUCAGACAGGAAUUCAGCUCUGAGGCGUGCCCUGACCUUACAAAGGAAGUGUACCUCCAGGACAUCCACUGUGUGGGUUCCUUAUGUAAGCUGUACUUCAGGGAACUACCGAAUCCUCUGCUCACCUACGAACUAUAUAGCAAAUUCACUGAGGCAGUGUCAGUCUACGGGGAUCAUGAAAGACUUCUACACAUUCAAAAGGUGGUCAAGGAAUUGCCGACACCACACUUCAGGACUCUGGAGUACCUUACCAAGCAUUUGGCCCGCCUCGCUACCUUGAGUGCCCAGACCAACAUGCAUACACGGAAUCUGGCCUUAGUUUGGGCUCCCAAUCUAUUGAGAUCCAAAACAGUUGAGGCCUCAUCUGUUAAUGGAGACAUGGCUUUCCAGGAGGUGCGAAUUCAACAGUCGGUGGUGGAGUUCAUUCUAAACCACACUGAGCAGAUCUUUAGUGGUGAUUCUGUACUAAUUAAACCUAAAGAAGGACCAAGUUUGACGUGUGGAGAGAAGUACGCCACACUUCCAAUCAGCGGGCAAUGUGGGCCGAUGAAACUGAUGAGCCUAGAAGAAGCCCAGGCCCGCUCUUUAAGUCCAAACCAUCCUGUUCACAGAGAACGUCAGCGAGAGAACAGCCUGCCCGACACCAGCACGGCCACGCUCUACCACACCGUCAUAGACUUGGACAGCAAGAGGAAGUUUUCAAGUAAAUCUAAGAAAUGGAAAUCCAUCUUCAAUUUGGGACGGUCAGUGGACUCCAAAGGAAAACUGAGCAGGAAUGGGAGUGUAUUCAUAAGAGCUCCAGGGUUAACAGAAAAGGCAUCUCUGCGACCAUCCAGAAGCAUGGAGUCACUGUGCUCCUUGCCAACAGAUGACGAUAGAACUGGAAACAGUCCAUCAGCGGGACAAGGCAACGUUAUAGCUUCAGAUAUAAAAUCAAGAACUCUGGGAUCUGACUCUCUUUACAACCUGAGCGAACAAGACCAAAACUGGGAGUUUAAGGGGAAAAAAUCUGGUGGCGCAACAGGCGGUUGGAGCUCUGGUUUGAGUCAAAAAGUCUCACCAGCUGCUUCGGCAUCCCCUCAAAGAACACUGCCAGAGCAACUGAAGGUGUUCAAAGGAGACGACCUGAGCGGCUACCAGCCUACGUCGCCUAAAAACAGGAGGAUGUUGUACUCCGGUUCGUCAUACAACAGCUCCUCUCGGCCUUCCUUUGCAGGAAGCUUCUUCCCACUAGAGUCAUCGCCAAGGCAUCAGAGAAGAGCCGUCAAUAUAUCAGAGCCGUUCGCCGUAUCAGUCCCACUGCGUGUGUCAGCCGUUAUCAGCUCCAACAGCACGCCGUGCAGAGGGCUUGCCAAGGACAAGAUGGCUGCAGCAAGCCUGAAACCCUGCAGAGAAACCUCAGAGCAGAGCAGCAGUGGAAAAACUAACACGUUUCCUCAACUGGAGCCUGACAAGAGAGAAGGAACAAAGAAGAAAGACUCAUUGGAGCUGACCCAAAAGGUCCCAUCAAAGGAAACUAGCAAUGAUGUCUACCGGGAACCUCAGGAAGUGAGUAAGACUCCAUUGGAAGAGUCUUCCAUUGUAAGUAAAGGCACAGAUACAACGCCAUCUUGUGGACAGCAACUGGACAAUCGGCUCAUCAUUGCUCAACAGGAUAAGGAAUUAUCCAUAACAAAUGAGCUUUGGUCUGAUCUUCACCUAGAACGGACCACAAACAAACCUGAAACUGACCAGCUGGAUAAGACUGUUUUACCUUACGAAAACAAAAGGUUAACCAUGGAUGUCAAGUCAAAAAGAAGCCGCAGCUCUCCAUCUUUGUCUUUAUUAUGCAAGGACCAGUCUUCAAAUACCUCUCUCAAUGAUCGUCUUAAUGCUCCUGGGUCUGGAUCUACAAAAAAGCAGCCUUCGGAGUCAGAUAUCCUAUUUUCUCUCCAUAAAAAUGAUGUUUGGGUCGAUGGAAACAGAAAAAGUGUCAGCCUUACUCUGGAUGAAAAAGACAAGAAGGUUCAGAAGAUCCUGCUACAAAUUCCUCCUUUGGAUAAAGAUGCAGCUCACACCGAGCAGAAACUUCUUUUAAAGGAAACAUGCUUAAGUGAUGUAACACAAACAGCUGAGUGUGAUGACUCAGCGACAAUUGAUGACCAAAGACAAUCAAGUCGUGAAGGAGACAAAAAAGUCUUAUGUGAUGUGGAGAAGAUAACUGAUGCUAUUUCAAGGAUUUCUGUAUGUUUGGAGGAAAGACCCAACUCUCUGGAGCUGCCCAUCCAUGAUGAGGAUGAAGGAUGUGCAGGAAACUCUGAAGAGUUGGACCUGGUGGAGCCUUGGGAUGACCUCAGCUCCACCAAACAGUGGGUCACUAGCCCACUGCACUCACCGGAUUUGGAGGAACUGUUCAAACAACAGUCACUGUUUAGCUCUGGAGAAGGUACUCUGAAUUCAGAUGAGGAACGAACCUCGUUUUCUUCAUGCAAACAAUCCAACAAAACAUCCCUGGCAAAGAGCUUGCCUGUAAACGUUCCUCGAGCAUCCAGCACCAAACAUGAAAAUAAAUGGCCCUGUUUGCUUAAUUCUUCACAACCCAGCAUCAAUGGCAGCAAUGGGACACCAGCUCCAGCAGGCAGAAGCAGCACAACAAAACAGAAAUCAUCUCAGCGGUUCCACAGACAGAUGUCUUAUGAAGCAGCGGCUCCAGAAAAAAGAGAAGAACACUUUUCUAAACACAGACCAUACUCCCUGAACUUGGAUCUGGGACCUCGGUGCAUUAGGGAUAUUUCUAAUCAGCAAAGCAGACCUUCAUACGAGAUUUCCUCCUAUCAGAGGAGUUUGUCUGUAAACAAUGGGCUCCUCUCAGAGUUGGAUUUGUUCCUGAAUGAUGGUCAGGCACCUUUGCGGCGGAAUUCAGCCCCUGUCAGCGUGUCAUCAGUCCGGACGGCAUUCAUGAUAAAGACAUGCCAAGCCAAAGCCGUGCCUGUCAUACCUCCAAAGGUGCAGUACACUCAGAUACCUCACUCUAGGAGAGAUGGUGACUUUGACACAGCAAAGGAACAAGACAAGGAGCAUACUAAAACAAGUGCAGAGAAAAGUCAAGUAGGACCUCCCCCUAUCAUGACUGACCUGAAGGAGGAGUUAGAGAAUAAAGAACCCGUGCCUGAACACCAAACCCAAGCAAAUACUGAGAAAGCUGCUGAGACCACAAGAACUUCAAGCACCCCAGAGCUGCCGGUCAUCAAAAGGCGACACACUCCCAGUCUUGAGGUUUUUGUUGAUUGUCCUAGACCCAACAGACCAAACCUUUUACAGAGGCCGUCUUUUAGGAACCGACAGAGACCACAAAGUCUUAUCCUGUUCAGUCCCCCUUUUCCCAUUAUGGAUUACCCUCCAUCAGGGGAUGACGGCAAGCUUCUGUCAUCCAUUAAGAGUCUGAAUGAGGCAUCAGCAGUGAAGGAGGUGUCAGGCGAGGGAAUUGCGCUCCAAAAUAAAAUGACUAUUCCAAAAAGCGGUCAGAGAUUAGAAACUUCAACCAGCUGCUUCUACCAGCCGCAGAGGAGAUCCAUGGUGGUUGACAGCAGGAACCACAGACAGAUAGAGUGAUCAUGCAGAAUGGCUGAAUGUAAAUAAACCUACUGACAUAUACAGUAUCUCACAAAAGUAAGAACAUGCCUCACAUUUCAAGGAAAAUUACACACUUUGGGAAUUUUGCCACAAUCCUUAUGUGAGACAUGAACGCACGUCUCUCUGUUUGUGCUUUUUAAAUAUUGAAAAACUGCUAGCAUAAGGCAGCUAAUCAUGCGAUAUAAUGGGAUUCACCUAUUUUGCCAAUACAGUGCAGUUUUCCUUUAAACAACAAUGUUAUUAUGAUCCAAUUAAACUUGGAUAUAACUUACAGUAGUCGGUGUACUCCUGGGAAAGUAGUACAAAUUUACUGUUGAUAUUGUCAAUAUGGGCUGCACGGUGUAGGAGUGGUUAGCGCGCAGACCUCACAGCUAGAAGACCAGGGUUCAAUUCCACCCUCUGUGUGGAGUUUGCGUGUUCUCCAUGUGCAUGCGUGCAUUUUCUCCGGGUACUCCGGUUUGCGCCCACAUUCCAUAAACAUGCUAGGUUAAUUGGUGACUCCAAAUUGUCCAUAGGUAUGAAUGUGAGUGUGAAUGGUUGUUUGUCUAUAUGUGCCCUGUGAUUGGAUGGCGACCAGUCCAGGGUGUCUCACCCGAAGACAGCUGGGAUAGGUUCCACCACCCCCGCAACCCCUGUGAGGAAAAGCGGUAGAAAAUGAAUGGAUGAAUAUUGUCAAUAUUGUUUAAAUAGCUAGCAACAACCUGGGGCCCAGUUUCCCCAAGCCAGGGGAUCAGGCUCUGCUUCAGAAUGUUACAGAACAUCUUAUAAUUCAUGUUACCCUCAGUGAACUGCAGCUACACAACAGACCAUGACACUACUACCACCAUGUUUGACUCUCAAAAAGACACAAUUAUAGCUGGAGUAUUUAGACAACAAUGGCUGUGUUGACUCAUUUUCAGUAACUAUACCGCUAUACAAGCUGUACACUGACUACUGUAAAGUAUUGUUUUAAGGAGAUAUGCCAUAGUAAAAAUGUAAAAAUUUAAAAAUGUUUGGGGUGUACUCCACUUUUGCAAGAUACUAUAUGAUAACAUGUUGUAAAUCAUACUAGAGUAUACUUUUUAUAGAAAGCUUUGAGGGAUAUUAAUUGAGUCCUUUAUAUAGCCAUGAAGUAUUUAAGAGAAAUGUAAAUGUAUGGAAUCUGAGGUUUUAAAAGUGACAUCUAAGAAUAAAAUGCAAAUUAUUUUACAUACAAUAUUUGAAUGAUCAGUGAGCUGUAAAAUUUACUUCAAUGCUCCGAUUUUGUACUUGAAAAUCAACAAAGAUUAGUCCAGUAAGUGUUGUAUAGACGUAUGCUACCUAUUUGUGGUCUACUGGAAAAUCCACGCAUCCAUUUUCUAUACCGCUUAAUCCUCACUGGGGUAGCGGGGGUAUGCUGGAGCCUAUACCAGCUGAGAGAGGCGGGGUACACUCUGGACUGGUCUACUGAAAAAUAAAAAAUAAUGUGUUUUUUUUUUUUUUAACUGAUUUCAUGCUUUGUUGCAUUUACAACCACAAAAGCCCAUUUUCACUAAGCAGUGCAGUUCGGUUCAAUACAUGAUUAUCCACUGUGCUUGUGAAGGGUACCCAAAUUAGGUGGUACCAUGUGACAUUUUGGCACCCUUUCACUAAGAUACACAGUGAUCGACAUAAAAACACUAUUUUGGGGCCACAACGGAAUUAGGUAGAAAACCAAUAUUUGAUUUUAUUUUGUCGAAUCCCUUUUUGUCUACCCUGUGUUUCAACUGCUAUGAUGUCGCACUAUUCACGAUGGAGCAGGACUAGAUGGACCAAACCGUACCGUGACAAAAUGGGCUGAACUGUAUUCCUCUAGUGGAAACACAAAUUGGAAGAUGUUGUGCUGUAACAUUAUGAAAAUGAGCUAUGAAAAGCCUGUCUUUUGGAUCACAGAACGUAUUUUAAAAGAGUGAUAAUGCCUCUGUUUAACUAUUAACCUGCACUGGUUAUAUAGCUAUGAUCAUAUGGAUGGCAGGAAAUGUACUGCUGAAGAUGUGUUUACUGGUAACGUGAAGUAAACUUUAAACAUAUAAGGAAAUUAUGUGUAUUUAGCUAUUGUGAUUAAUGUGAUAUUUAAAAGGAAAACAAUACAUCGGAAGUUAAUGUUUAUAUAUUUGUUGUAUUUCUUUAAGUGACAAAGAUGCCAAAGUAGCCUUAUGCACAGGGACGAGUGCAGGUGAUGGAAUCUACAGUACAUUUUUAAAAACUAGCAUUGAUUCGGUUGUGCAUGUUGACUGUAUCGAUGUGUUUGGAUGUUGGUGAUGCUUCAGGAUGCAUGACAGCAUCUGAAAAAUUUAUUUUUGGAUCUAACUGUGUUUAUACUGUCAUCCAAAAGUCCUGGAUUAUACACAUUUGGAUUUAUUUUCAUUGUUUUGUAUUUUUUUUAUUAGUUGAUGCCUAAAACAUCACAAAAAUAAAAAGUUAUAAGAAUAAAAGGUGACAAAAA